AUGACGCCGCAGCCGCCUGUAGCAGCGCCGGCGCCCGUACCAGUGCCGGGACCGAUUCCAGCAUUAGAACCUUGCCUCACGGGCGAGCUGCCGUACGACGACGUCACACGCCAUGUGUGCGACUUCUUUUGGCAGAACAUCAUAUCUCGGGAAGACCUCUUGGCGGCUCCUCCUAGCAUCAAGAUUGAGGUGGAGGGCAAGCUUGGGACGUUGGUAAAUCGGGACACGAAUCAGCGAUUACAACUUCCGGUCAUCAGCCAAGUGGUUUUGGCGCCAAACAGCAUGGAACUAGCAUUCAAGAGCUUGAUGGAUGAGCGCCAACACAAGAAAAUGAAUGAUUUCCUCAAUGGCAAUGUAUCCGCGGCAGUCCGGCAACGCCGACUGAUUCAGUACCAACAUCUGCGCGAAACCGAUUCCUUCCACGUACUUGGUCCCGAUGGCAUCGCGAUGCUACCGCCAGUUGCGCGAGGCAUCAUGGCAAACUCCGGUCACAACCGAAAACCGCGCGUCCGUGUCACUCAUGACACCAAGACCGGCGCGCUCAAGAACCAGAUCAUCAAGACGCGCAUCGCCGACCUAGACAUCUACUCGCCCCAAACUGCUUUUGAUUGCCGCAUCAGCAUAAACGCAGAAAUCACUUUCCCCGAGGACGCCAGCGAUUUUGAGCAAAUAGACGAACCUCCGCGCAUCAAGGACCGCAUGAGUUAUGUUCAUCAAUUCAAUCAGAUCGACCUGACACAGGUGCACGGUAGUAACGGAAAGGUUCACGAGCUGGAAAUCGAACUGAUGACAGAUAAGCUCAUCGAGCAGGGGAUGCUUACGAAAUCCGGGCAAGAUAAUUGCUAUGAGACGCUGGUGGGCGCGUUUGUGAACAAUAUACGGCUUCUAUCACGAGAAGCGACGUAA
Aplosporella prunicola CBS 121167 is the source of this 906-nucleotide messenger RNA. RefSeq lists its product as uncharacterized. Gene Ontology annotation, molecular function: polynucleotide 5'-phosphatase activity. The record is from RefSeq and is a predicted model, not a curated record. Gene Ontology annotation, biological process: polynucleotide 5' dephosphorylation; 7-methylguanosine mRNA capping. Bases 1 to 906 code for a protein of 301 amino acids. Lineage: Eukaryota; Fungi; Ascomycota; Dothideomycetes; Botryosphaeriales; Aplosporellaceae. The transcript has 2 exons. Gene Ontology annotation, cellular component: mRNA capping enzyme complex.